Messenger RNA from Lytechinus pictus (painted urchin), 1992 nucleotides. RefSeq names its product macrophage mannose receptor 1-like. Bases 260 to 1345 code for a protein of 361 amino acids. The record is from RefSeq and is a predicted model, not a curated record. Gene Ontology annotation, molecular function: signaling receptor activity. The transcript is spliced from 5 exons. NCBI's taxonomy places the organism in Eukaryota, Metazoa, Echinodermata, Echinoidea, Temnopleuroida, Toxopneustidae.
AGGAUAUGAGAUGGAGUGAGUGUUUAAUAAAACGUGUGUGCCUGUCAGUGUGCGUAACUCCCCAAAUGUCUUUAUUACAAUGUUUGUAAUGAAUGUCUUUGGCUGAAAAAAUAAUCUCUUGUCACACGAACGAGCACACGAUGUAGAUUGACUUUAGAAAGAACCUCUGAACAUAUUAUUAUCAAGGUAAAACCUCUCAUAUCUCUCUGUCGAAUCAACAAAUUGAAGACAUUUCAGCCAGGCUAGUCAAGUGUAAAAGAUGGAUGUUAUUUUCUGUGUUUUCACGGUUCUUGUCACCCAACAAUCCUCAUAUUUUUAUCAGCAAGUUAAUGCCCAAGAUGCCGAAUUUAGUGGAAAUGGAUACAUCGUGCACAACGAGUCUUGCUACUUCUUCUCAAACAUCCAAUCAAAUUUCAGGACAUCGAAUCUAUUUUGUAAAAAUCAUGGAAUGCACUUGGUUUCCAUACAAUCUUCUAACGAGCAGUCGUUUCUUGUCGAAAAGAUCAUGAAGAGAGGUAUUGAAGAUUACUGGAUAGGUCUAUCAAGGUUUUCAUGGUUAGAUGGAUCUCCUCUGUCGUAUAUUAACUUUCCAGAAAUCAACAAGGCUCUUGAUGAUGACGGAAGGUGCUUCAGGUUAAGAGCCCACAGGAAUAAUUGGCAUGAUGCACCUUGUUCCCUCCAAUACAAGUUUAUCUGUGAAGUGGAAUAUGAUUUUUCUUUAUUAUGCCUCAUGGGGGAGUUCAGACAUUACGUGUAUGACCAGUCCUGUUAUUACUUUUCUACGCUCAUUGAAAACUUCAAAACUUCAAAAUCAAGAUGUGAAAACUUUGGAAUGCAUCUCGUGUACAUCGAAUCCGAGGAUGAAGAGCAGUUCUUGAUCUCGAAGCGUGAAGACGACACUGACUAUUGGAUAGGGAUGGCCAGUGUGGGCUGGCGAGACGGGUCACAGAUCAACUACAAAAACUUCCGUGAUGUUCAGAGCACGUUCGACAGGGGCGGUUUGUGCUUCCUGUUACGACAUCCGGAUUUUGACUGGCACGAUAUGACCUGUGAUUCAACGCAUCGUUACAUCUGUGAAAAGGUGUUCGAUGGGCAAGCCCAUAUGAUAUCCACCUCCUUCAAACUUGCAGCUGACGAUGCAACGCUGGACGAUGAAGCCAUUAUAUCAUCCUACUCGGUGCGCUCAGUACUUAGGUGCGCGAAGUUGUGUAUGGGUGACAAAGAUUGUGCUUACUUUACAUUUAUUGCACACGAGAGGGCGUGUUCUAUUGGCCGGUCAUUACUCGCAGCGGACGUUUCUCACUUGGAACCACGACAUGGAGCUCGGACGUACUCCAUAAUUUAGAAUUUAAAUGAAGAAUUGAUUCGAUGAUUUCGAGUUCAAUAUCAUUCGUGUACUAGGAAUAAUAUGUAAGCUCUCUCGCAUAAUAUAUAGCGUUUGAUUUGACUUUGAACGCUUCUUAUAUUAAACAAAUUCAUGAAUAUAGGCUUAUAAUUAUCAUCAUCUACAUAUCAUCUGCUCUUUUGUUAAGAAUAUAAACACCAUUCCCUAUGAAUUGGAUGUUUCGAGUUUACAUUUGCUCAUUCGUUCUGCUGUCUUUUCUUGUCUUGCUUCGUGAAAAUGUGUUAAUACCUUCGACACGUAGAACGUGUAAAGCAUGAUGAUCAUACCUUGGAGCUAUAGCUCCAUGAUCAUAAUUUCCCCCGACGUACUACUUUAAGAAGAACACACACAAAGAACAAUAUCUGUGAUAUAUUUUAAUGUUUUUAGAUUUUCGUUUAUAUAUAAAUACAAACGAUGAACCUGUUGAAUAUAGGGCGACCAGCAUUAUAAUGCAUACAUGUAUGACAGUGUAUGAAUAUAUACAAGUUGACUGUUCAUGUACAAUCAUGCAAAUUGUCAUAUCCCUUUGUGAAUUUGUUUAUUUAUCAUGUUGUUUUCAUUAUUAUGCUCAUAAAGUUUUGGCAAAUUAAAUGUUCGAUCGUAAUUUC